UCGGCUGCGGAAGUGUUUGCACUUUGCUGUAACUAAGCAAGUAGGUACAUCGGUUUAAUAGCCGUUACCCGUCCUUCUCGUUAAAUAAUUGUAGUUAAAAUCAAGGUGUCAUUAACAACUUGAUGUUCAUCUUUGGCUAGUACGACGCGAUACCUUUCGUGGGAAUAAAGUAUUUUUUUGUUGUCUCUUCUCUAAUACAUUCUCCAAAAAUGGUGCAGUCUUCCAACACCUGUCAAAUUUCAAAUUCACAAAUUCAUCUUCCUACACUUAUUAAACAGUUAGGAAAUGAAAAAGUGAUUUUAGACAAACUCCCACUCAUAUUAAGACACACUAGAGUUAUCUCCAAUGACUUCCAAACCAAUGAUGACAAAGUAAAAGUAACAAAUGAUGAUUGUGAUGAAUACUUUUUCCAAGAACCAGGAAAGAAAAAGCCGAUGAAAGUCAGUAAAGCUUAUUGUUCUAAAUGUGACGAGACAGUUGACGAUGCAAAGUCUACAGAGAAAUUCUGUCCAUUUUGCAAAACAAUGCUCUCUUACAAAUGCAUGAAUUGUAAUUUGCAAUUUUCUGCAUAUAGUAACUUGUACUAUCACUUACAAAACUCGUGUGAACCACCCAUACCUCAUCAUUCAGCUCACACUCUUAAAGUGAAAAAUAAGAAGAUAAAAGAUAGUAAGUUUGUACGGAAAUUAAAGUCAGUUACACAUAAUGAAGCGCAAAAGAUCAAAGUUUCUCUAGUAAAGUCUAAAGCAACAAAAAAUGCUGAUACUACGAAAAAUAAGGACGCUAUUAUAAAGAAAAAGACACCUGUUACUACGACCCUCACAAAGAAUGAUAAAGCAAAGCCCAAGAUUGUAACUGAAAACAAUUCUGUUAAUGGACUCAAAGACAAGACAAAUGUCAAUAAGAACAAAACAAAAUCUCUUUCAAUGACCAAUGACUCUGAGAAGAGUGCUACACUUGAAAAAGUAGCAAAACGCAAUAUUGAGCCUUUUGAGAACAACUUGCAAGUUCUAGAAAGUAAGAGCAAUCAUACGUCACUUGAUAAUUUGACAGAUCUUGAUGAAUCGGUUGUGGUGGAAUACAAUAAUACAAAAUUUCUUGUAACUCCUCUUCAGCCAAAAUCCACGGUAUUACGAAAACUAUGCAUUCCAUGUAAGAGUAAAAUCCAUCAUAUGAAAUUAAAAAGCUGUACCAGCUGUCACAAACCUUUAACUACACAAUGCAUCAAAUGCGGGAAGCUCUUCCCUUCCGUUAAUGGCGCGAAUCCUCAUUUAGAAAGUUGCAAUCCAGUAUCGACGUUUUGUUGUUCCAAUUGUGAAUUUAAAACCACUAAAAGAUAUACUAUACGAGACCACAUAUCCUUGAGAUGUGCAUUUUUAAUUAAAAAUACUUGCAAUGAUUCCGAAAACAUAGUCGUGUGUAAGGGCUGCAAGCAAGCCUUUACAACUAUGCAACGUUAUAGAAUGCACCAACAAUACUGUUCUGUACUGAGAUGUAGCUUUUGUCCUUAUAAGACAAAGUACAAAGCAGCUUUCACUAUCCACUUGAAACGUCAUGGACAGAAUAAAAAAAAUGGACCGAAUUAUCAUCAUGCUCCUCCCAAGUACACAAUAAAACACAAUUCGGGUAUAUUGAAUAAGAUCAAGGAGUAUUGUCCAAAAUGUAAGUGUUCACAAAAUUACGAUAAUAAAAUUAAGAGAAUUAGCUGUUCUAAAUGCAAAACCAUGAUUAAGUGGAAGUGUGAGCCAUGUGAUAAAUCUUACAACAACAUUAUGACUUGUAAGCACCACAUAAAAGUAACGCACAUUGAAGAAAAACACGCUGUAACGUGUACUAACUGCCAAAAAAAAUUUAUAAAUUACUUAAAAUUCAGAAUUCACAUAAAAACUUGUGUUAAAAAACCAGGUGUGAAAUGCCAAUAUUGUGAUUUUGCGACAAAAUACGCACACAAAAUUAAAUUGCAUCACAAAGAGAAUCAUCCCACUGUACCCUUGGAUGAAAAAAUAUUUAAAUAGAGAGAAAAAUGCAGCAAAAAAUAUUUGGAGCCGUAUGAAAGAAAUUUGCCUUAUACAUAUUUUAACCUUGAGUGAGACUCUUUUUUCAUUUUUUUAUGUCUUGCAGAUGUGUGUUGGAACACCGUUGUGCAUAAAAGAUACAUGAUAAGAUAAUUUUUCAUUUUUUACUAUAAUUACUUUUAAGGACU
Copidosoma floridanum is the source of this 2203-nucleotide messenger RNA. RefSeq lists its product as uncharacterized. NCBI's taxonomy places the organism in Eukaryota, Metazoa, Arthropoda, Insecta, Hymenoptera, Encyrtidae. The record is from RefSeq and is a predicted model, not a curated record.